AUGGAAGGUCCAUCUACAAAUUUGAUCGAAUUUAUCGACUUGAGUCAGAAAAGUUUUGCCAUUGCGGCUGGAUCGAUUUUGUUUAACCCAACAUUCUGGAACACUAAAAUACAGACAGAAUAUCAUGAUAAGUCCCUAACUAAACUUGCUGGUGGCAAUGCACGCCUCGGCUGUUAUAUACUCGCAGUUACCAUCUUUUGCUUGGGGAUAUUCCGAGAUUUUCUCUAUGAGCGCGCCCUCCGUGAUCAGCCUACCAUGCCACUCUUGUUGACAACCCCCUUUCAGCUUCUAGCCCUUGUUUUAGUUAUUUCAGGCAAUAUCCUAGUCAUAUCCUCAAUGUGGGCCCUCGGAAUAACUGGUACAUACCUUGGUGAUUAUUUCGGAAUUCUAAUGGACGAAAUGGUGACGGGCUUCCCGUUUAAUGUUACCGACGCACCCAUGUAUUACGGAAGCACAAUGAGUUUCCUAGGGACAGCACUAUUCUUUGGAAAGCCUGCUGGAAUAAUCUUGACAACGGAGGUUUUAGUUACCUACAUGAUUGCAUUGAGACUGGAAAAUCCUUUCACAGCCAAUAUCUAUGCCAAGAGAGGUAGCAUUGCCACGAGGCCUUCUCACGAGAAAGAGCUAUAG
Molecule: messenger RNA, 630 nt
Organism: Blumeria graminis f. sp. triticale
Lineage: Eukaryota; Fungi; Ascomycota; Leotiomycetes; Helotiales; Erysiphaceae
Source: the annotation of a GenBank genome assembly